AUGCAAAAAUGGACAUUAACGAUACUUUUACCCACCGUUCACCUUAAAGAUCGUCGGGAAGAAUUAACUCUGAGUGAACGUUUCUGUAAGGAGCAUUUCGUGGUGGGUUUGAGCCUGCAGCAAGUGGCAUGCGUGCUGGCCGGGUGUACAGACGCAGGGGGUUUUGUGUCCACUCGGACCUUGCGUCAGCCCCUCCUCCUCCUUCUUGCCCAACUUGCCAAAGUGACCUUUGACCCACGCUAUGCCACCUCGCGUCGACAGCUCUCGCGUAUUCACAUGCUCUAUCUGCCGUUGGUGAAAAUCGCCCUGGAGAAUAUUAAUGCGCUAGGACCACCUGGUACGAAGGUGAUCAGUUUUCUUCUACUCUGGACUGGUAGUUGA
Messenger RNA from Hydatigera taeniaeformis, 381 nucleotides. The record is from the annotation of a GenBank genome assembly. Lineage: Eukaryota; Metazoa; Platyhelminthes; Cestoda; Cyclophyllidea; Taeniidae.